AUGUCUGCAUUAACAGUGCCCGAUGUUCUCUUGGCAUUGCGAGAUUUCCUUGCCGUCUGGAUUUCCCAGAUCAUCUACUAUAACCAUAUUUACCCAGAUGAUGCAUUUAGCAAGAAACUGUACCUCGAUGUGACGGUUUAUCAAUGUCGAGCUCCCGCUUUGAAUGAAUAUUUAGAGAGAUUUGCCAUUGACAUGAUCUCUAUCUUGGUUGAAAAGGAUGGAGGAGGCAAAGUCCAUGAUAUCGUGGUUUUACUCUAUGACGAGUCAAGUCUCCAUGUGCGACAAAGAUACAUUGCUAACUUCAACCAGUUCUCAGGUCUCAAGGGCCAAUUGUCUUCGCUUGACUUUCUCCUGAAUCCUGCUGCCGUCAAAGAUACGCAGUCAGCAAAGAUAAACGUUCCCAACUUCACGCGAGACAAUAUGUAUGUCCACUUGCGAAGUCUCAUUUUCUUCCACAUUGAGGAGCUUAAGCGAAAUGAAGCGCCAGUUUCUAAUGAUUACUUCUUCAAGCUAUUGCUUAACGCUGACAGUGAGACUGAUCUCAAUAGAAGCAGGACACACGAAACACUGUUUUCGUGCCUUUAG
Messenger RNA from Candidozyma haemuli, 585 nucleotides. RefSeq lists its product as uncharacterized. The transcript is spliced from 2 exons. The coding region runs from base 1 to 585 and encodes 194 amino acids. The record is from RefSeq and is a predicted model, not a curated record. Lineage: Eukaryota; Fungi; Ascomycota; Pichiomycetes; Serinales; Metschnikowiaceae. Gene Ontology annotation, cellular component: zeta DNA polymerase complex.